AUGUCUCUGAACCAGAUGCAAAUCAAGCAGGAGCUGCAGCUCCCCCCCGGCUUGGGUAAAACCACCCCGAAACAGAGCCCGGAGCAUCCCCAAAUCCCGGUGCCCGACCCCUGCCCCGAGCCGCUCCCGGCCGCGGCGAAAUUCCCGGAAAAGGCGAUCCCAGAACCGGGAAAAGGGGAAGCUGCCGUGCCCCAGGAGCAGCAAUCCCAAUCCCCCCCGGAAUUCCCGAAUCCCGAGGCUGCUCCGCGCCUGGAAGAGAAAUCCUGCCCGGAACCGACGCUGGAGAAGCAGGAGGCCAAGGAGAUCCCGGUUCCCGUUCCCGUUCCCUGCGCCCAGGAGAAGCAGCAGAGCAAGGAAAUCCCGGUGUCCAUCCCGGAAAAGCAGGAAUGCAAGGAAAUCCCGGUGUCCAUCCCAGAAAAACAGGAGUGCAAGGAAAUCCCGGUGUCCAUCCCGGAAAAGCAGGAAUGCCAGGAAAUCCCGGUGUCCAUCCCGGAAAAACAGGAAUGCAAGGAAAUCCCGGUGUCCAUCCCAGAAAAGCAGGAAUGCCAGGAAAUCCCGGUGUCCAUCCCCGACCCUGUCCCGUGUUCCCAGCAGAAGCAGCAGUGCCAGGAAAUCCCAGUGUCCAUCCCUGACCCUGUCCCGUGUUCCCAGGAAAAGCAGGAAUGCAAGGAAAUCCCCGUGUCCAUCCCAGAAAAGCAGGAAUGUAAGGACACCCCUGUCCCCAUCCCAGUUUCGUGCCCUGAGCCCACUCCAUGUGCCCAGGAAAAGCAGGAAUGCAAGGAAAUCCCGGUGUCCAUCCCGGAAAAACAGGAAUGCAAGGAAAUCCCGGUGUCCAUCCCGGAAAAACAGGAAUGCCAGGAAAUCCCGGUGUCCAUCCCAGAAAAACAGGAAUGCAAGGACACCCCUGUCCCCAUCCCAGUCCCAGACCCCACCCCGUGCUCCCAAGAAAAGCAGGAAUUCCAGGAGAUCCCGGUGCCUGCCCCGUGCUCCCAGGAAAAGCAGGAAUUCCAGGAGAUCCCGGUGCCCGCCCCGUGCUCCCAGGAAAAGCAGGAAUUCCAGGAGAUCCCGGAGCAGCGCUCCCUUCCCGAGAAAUUCCCUCCCCUGGAGCAGCAGCUGGAGCAGCCCGGCCCGUGGCAGAAAUAGAGGGAAAAUCCCGAUCCCGGGGGUUUUCUCCCCGAAUCCAGAGGUUUUUUCCAAGCCUUUUUUUUGUUGUUGUUGUUGGUUUUUUUUU
Molecule: messenger RNA, 1231 nt
Organism: Motacilla alba alba
Lineage: Eukaryota; Metazoa; Chordata; Aves; Passeriformes; Motacillidae
Product: titin-like
Exons: 1
Coding region: 1-1143 (380 amino acids)
Source: RefSeq, a predicted model, not a curated record